This is a messenger RNA of Xenopus laevis (African clawed frog), 4188 nucleotides long. RefSeq names its product dopamine receptor D2 S homeolog (gene drd2.S). Lineage: Eukaryota; Metazoa; Chordata; Amphibia; Anura; Pipidae. The transcript is spliced from 8 exons. Bases 996 to 2309 code for a protein of 437 amino acids. Gene Ontology annotation, biological process: negative regulation of synaptic transmission, glutamatergic; synaptic transmission, dopaminergic; phospholipase C-activating dopamine receptor signaling pathway. The record is from RefSeq and is a predicted model, not a curated record. Gene Ontology annotation, cellular component: presynaptic membrane; Golgi membrane; glutamatergic synapse. Gene Ontology annotation, molecular function: dopamine neurotransmitter receptor activity, coupled via Gi/Go; dopamine neurotransmitter receptor activity; G protein-coupled receptor activity.
GCUGAUGACAAGGGAAACAGAAGCACAGAAUUGGUGUAUAAAAUCAUGAGUACAACGCAUUGAUCAAGCACAACAGCAAACAUUAUGCCUAUAGUAGAAAGGACAGAAAACAAUACAGAAAUGGAAGUGCAAGGCUUAGUUGUUAAUCACUGCUGAGGGAGGCAUAAAUUCCAGAAGAAUAAAACUAAGUGAAAGAGGAAAAUCAGCAUUACACAAAGCAUUAAUAGGAGUAACUAGCAAAGGGCAUAAGCGAGCCAGGAAGAUAGAUGGAGAGCCUACUGAAGCUAGACUCCACCUCUGCUGCACCUGAGUGCUUAAGGGAGCUGUCCAUCCCUCAGUGCUGGAUGUUCAUUCUGCUAGUAGCACUCAAGAGCUCCUGCCUGAUUCUGUAAAAUCAUAUCAUUUCCCAAAUCUCCAGAGGAGAGCACAUUCCUAACAUACUGAAUUUUAUGAAGACUAUAACUAAGAAAACAUGAAAAGGAUCAUUGCUGCAUGAAAAUUGUAACUGGAAUUCAGCACAAGAGUACCACAGCUAACCCAGUUCCAAAUACAUCCGCUGCUUUUCAAGACUCUAAGAGAAACUUUGAUGGGGUUGGCUGAACUGACACAGAUAAAUCAGCCACAGGAAAAGAAAACUGACAGAUUGUCAGGUAUUUAUUUUUAGUCAGAACAUUGCUUUGCUGACAUGGCAUAGUGUUAAAUUUGCUACAGAGAUUACUGAUAAGAUAAUUGGAACGUGCACUUUUCAGUCUGUGGACAUACCCAAACUUAAGCCUAACAAAAGUCACGAUAACUAGAAACCUAAUUUGAAGGUGUAUAACUUGCAAGUUUGUGCUCACAUUUUUAUACACGGACUAUGGAAACUCUCUAAAGAAAGCCCUGAACUUAAAAACCAGGAAAGCAGUUGUGGAUCUACCGGUGGCUUCGCUGUAAAGCAAUAUCUGAUGAUUCUUAUGGCUUGAAGAGCUGAGCUUCAGAGGGACCUACUCACCUUCAUGGAUCCCCAGAGCCUGUCUAUGUACAAUGAUGAUAUUAACAAUGGAACUAAUGGAACUGCUGUUCAUCAGAAGCCUCAUUACAAUUACUAUGCCAUGCUCCUUACUCUUCUUAUAUUUGUCAUCGUCUUUGGCAAUGUUUUGGUGUGCAUUGCCGUUUCUAGGGAAAAAGCUCUACAAACCACUACCAACUACCUAAUUGUCAGUUUGGCUGUGGCAGAUCUCUUGGUGGCCACAUUGGUGAUGCCUUGGAUGGUUUACAUGGAGGUGGUUGGCGAGUGGAGGUUUAGUCGGAUCCACUGUGAUAUCUUUGUCACCCUUGAUGUUAUGAUGUGUACCGCAAGUAUCCUUAAUCUUUGUGCCAUCAGCAUUGACAGGUACACAGCAGUGGCGAUGCCUAUGCUAUAUAAUACACGCUACAGUUCAAAGCGCAGAGUGACUGUAAUGAUAUCUGUGGUUUGGGUCCUGUCAUUUGCAAUAUCUUGCCCCCUCCUGUUUGGGCUCAACAACACAGCUUCCACAGUUUGCAUCAUUGAUAAUCCAGCAUUUGUCAUCUAUUCCUCUAUCGUUUCCUUCUAUGUUCCUUUUAUUGUUACACUCCUGGUGUAUGUUCAGAUUUAUAUAGUACUAAGGAAGCGCAGGAAGAGAGUAAACACCAAGCGCAACAGUCAUGGAGUAGGAGUAGAUGCCCACAAGGACAAGUGCACUCAUCCUGAAGAUGUUAAACUAUGUGCUGUAUUUGUUAAGUCCAAUGGGAGCUUCCCAGCAGAGAAAAAGAAAGUGGAAGCUGGCAACCACCCAGAAGAUAUGGAAAUGGAGAUGAUGUCAAGCACAUCUCCACCAGAGAAAACAAAACACAAGUCUGCUUCUCCUGAACAUCAACUUGCUGUGCCAGCUACAUCAAACCAGUGCAACAAUGUCAACCUACCUACACCAGUGAAUAGCCCUUAUAAAGCUGAAAAUAAUGGACAUUCAAAAGACAGCACACAGCCUGCCAAAGUUUUUGAGAUUCAGUCAAUGCCUAAUGGGAAAACACGGACCUCCAUUAAAACAAUGAGCAAGAGAAAGAUUUCUCAACACAAGGAAAAAAAAGCAACACAAAUGUUAGCCAUUGUAUUAGGUGUUUUUAUUAUUUGCUGGCUUCCUUUCUUCAUAACUCACAUACUAAAUAUGCAUUGCAAUUGUAACAUUCCACAGGCCUUGUACAGUGCCUUCACUUGGCUUGGUUACGUGAACAGUGCUGUCAAUCCAAUUAUCUAUACCACAUUUAAUGUGGAGUUCAGAAAGGCCUUCAUUAAAAUACUUCAUUGCUAAAAGACAAGAUAGAAGAAUGAUGCAGUAAUCAAUAACAAGAAGAUACAGGACACAGCAGAGACAAGCAAAUCCUGGGUUCCCUUGGACUGGUAGAAAUGGUGUUUUGCGAGCAAUUAUAGCAACUGAAUGCUGUUAUGUGUAGAGGUCUGUAAAAGGGCACAAGGAUGUAACUAAAACAAAGUACUACAUUUUGAACAAUUGUUUUGGAAUUGGGGCUAAGAGUUCUUGCCUUCAAGCAACAUUUAGAAGAAGAAUCAAUUUUAAUUGAAUUCAGCCAUCAGUAAUGACCUUACUUAAUGGUUUCAGGACACAAAUGUAUGUCACUGCAGUCUCACCAAAGACGUUGCUAUUUUCGCUAUGGUCCUCUUUUUAAUAGAAGACAAAUUAAGAUUUGCAGGCACUCCUAUGUGAAUCAUGCCAGUGAAACUAUUUUUUUUUCUGCAAACUCUACACCCUACACACUUCUGAUUGUGUGCCUUGGGUUUCUAUGAAAGUGGUGUUAAUGUAAGCUUUCUUAGUGUUUUGGCUCUUUACAGAAGAAUAAAAAACAACACAAGACAGCAAUGUUAAGGCAUCCUUAUGCUUACAAAUGUAAAUAUAGCAAGAGUAAUUUGACAGAAGCCCAAGCAAAAAAAGUAUAUAUAUAUAUAUUAUAUAGAAAUAUCAAAUCUGUACUGCAUGGUGUGUGUUAUAUUAAAGGAUUUCCAUUGUCACACCAUGUCUAUACCUUUGGGAAUUCAUACUAAACACCUUUUACAAUGAGUUUUUCUUUGUCCUACUUUUACAUAAAAAAUAAUAUUACUGUGAUGGUAACCAUAGCACCAGUACAGUAUGUCACAUAUGUUUUCUGCUUAAAGUUGGAUUUUCUGUUUAGUUUAAACCAAGGCUUUCCUAUUUUAAAUUCUACAGGAGGUAUUGACCAAACUUUUUGAUGUAAAGGUUGCCUUUAAGCUCAGAGAGGUCAGACAGACUUCUGACUGAGAUACCUAAUGUUUUUUGAAAAACUCGUGAACCUGCAGUACUUAAGUGCAAGUGAAAGAGCACAAGAGGCAGACCAAUAUAAAUGAUAUCAUCAAUAUUUUAAAUAAAUAUAUACUGGUCCUUCAACCAUAGUGUGUACCACUAUACAGUACAUAUAUUAAAUCAUUAAGAGCAAUUCACUUAUAAAUAUGCAGCAUAUCUAUAAUAUAGCUAUCAGUUCCAUUGGCAGCCCUACAAUUUACUUUAUACUUGUCUCAGUCAAGAAUUUUCAGUAAAGGUACAUAAAUCUGAACUAUUGUUCAAAUAAUCCCCAAAACUGAUAGCCCCAAUUCAUUUUGGUUUGCACAUGUCUAUGUACUGUAUAAGUAAAAAGGCAUCAUAUAACAUCUUUCAAAGCUUCUUCCAAAGGACAUCAUCAAUGCAACUCUUAUACUGGUAUGCAGGUUGCACAUAUCCAAGUGCAUUUUGCUUAUAUCACAUAGCUUUGUCUCUCUUAAUAUCAUUUUAUAGCAUAUAGCAGAAACAAUGAUUUCCAUUGGUUGUAAUUUACCACUGAUGUGAGAUAUUGGCAAUGGUCAGUGGUCGGAGUCUAAGGUUGGGGAUGUACAAAUAUGACACAAUAAGAUGCCCCCUAGACUCAUUCUUCCAUAAAUACCAUCAGCAUCCAUAAAUCAUCAUUUAAUGAUUGCCAUCAGUCACAUAGCUAUACUUUAUAUAACUAACUAACACUGACUGUAUCAGUUCCAUAUACAAAUGCAUUCAUCUUUAUGAAUAUAGGACAUUGCCUUAAUGUGUGCCAAUUGGCUUAGAAUGUUUUAGAAAGAUUUUUUCUUAAAGGAGAACUAAAGCCUAACUAAAGACGUAGGAUAAUUUUGUACAUUAUGUUUUGGGAUUCUGU